AUGAGAUGAGAUAACGCUUCUUUGAGUCUUUCCAAACAAUCUCCAUCUCCAUCUUCACUUCCUCCAAAAGAUCACAAACAUUAACACAAACAAAACACUUUCAGAAAACAGAACUCAUUCUCAGCCAUGGCUAACAUGAUCAUGGCAUCCUCCAAUGCCAAACCCCUCAUUUCACCGGUCUACACCAGACCCAAAUUCAUCCAAUUUCCACAACCCCAACUUUCUCUCCCCAAACUCUCCCCCCAACAAAUCCCUAAAAAACUCCUCUCUCUCUCUUCCUCCACUCUCAAAUCCCUCUCUCUCCUCGCCGUCACAUCCUUAACUUUUACACCUCCUUCUUUGGCCGCCGAAAUCGAAAAGGCCGCACUUUUUGAUUUCAACUUAACUCUACCAAUCAUCAUGGUUGAAUUCUUGCUCCUCAUGUUCGCUCUCGACAAAAUUUACUACACUCCACUAGGCAAGUUCAUGGAUGAGAGAGACGCCGCUAUUAAAGAGAAGCUUAACAGCGUAAAGGACACUUCUGAGGAGGUGAAGCAGUUGGAGGAACAAGCUGCUGCCAUAAUGAGAGCUGCGAGAGCUGAAAUAUCAGCGGCUUUGAGUAAGAUGAAGAAGGAGACAGAGUUGGAAGUUGAGCAGAAACUGGCUGAAGGAAGAAAGAAAAUUGAGGCAGAGCUUCAGGAGGCUUUGGCUAAUUUGGAGAAGCAAAAGGAAGACACUGUUAAGUCUCUUGAUUCUCAAAUUGCUGCUCUUAGCCAAAACAUUGUGAACAAGGUCCUUCCUGUUCAAUAAAUUGUUUAUUGUGUUUUUGAGUUGUCUUGAUUUCUGUAAUCAAACAAUGUAAGUGUAAUAAUACACACCUCUCUUCUCCUCUCAUAAUUCUUAUUAUUCCUUGUUUUA
Molecule: messenger RNA, 897 nt
Organism: Pistacia vera
Lineage: Eukaryota; Viridiplantae; Streptophyta; Magnoliopsida; Sapindales; Anacardiaceae
Product: ATP synthase subunit b', chloroplastic-like
Exons: 1
Coding region: 127-789 (220 amino acids)
Biological process (GO): proton motive force-driven ATP synthesis
Molecular function (GO): proton transmembrane transporter activity
Source: RefSeq, a predicted model, not a curated record